Messenger RNA from Glossina fuscipes, 787 nucleotides. Its product is annotated as GSK3-beta interaction protein-like. Gene Ontology annotation, cellular component: cytoplasm. The record is from RefSeq and is a predicted model, not a curated record. Lineage: Eukaryota; Metazoa; Arthropoda; Insecta; Diptera; Glossinidae. Gene Ontology annotation, molecular function: kinase regulator activity; protein kinase A binding. Gene Ontology annotation, biological process: regulation of canonical Wnt signaling pathway. The coding region runs from base 90 to 584 and encodes 164 amino acids. The transcript has a single exon.
GAAAUCAAAUAAGUCGUCCUAGACGGCUCUUAAUUUUAAUUAUCCCGUUAAAACGUCUUAUUUUUAUUUUAUAUACGAGGAACUUUAAAAUGACUUCUAAUAUUAUUGUUACCGAUGAGACUUUAAAUAGCGACGAAAGCGAUGAGCAUUUAAUUAAUUGGGUGGAAGAAGCCGCAGCCAUUAUUAACGAUGUUAAAGCGCAUGUAGCUGAAAUUAAUAUAUCCUCCAUAUUGCCAUCUACUGAGAGUAAAAUGUAUCUGAAUUUACGUACUUUCGAAGGCAAUACCUAUUGCAUACAUGUUGGCAAUAUGGGAUUUCGCAUCGUCUCUGAAACAUAUGACUCGAUAGAUGCUGAUAAGGUUGUGCCCAAUGCAGAUGAAGAUGACAUAUUUGAGACCCCGCAUGCACUGCUAGAUAAAAUAAGUCCCGGUUAUGUUAACUCAUUUGGUAACCAAUUAUGCAAACAGCUGUUGCACUUGCAACAGAUGAGAACCGAGUUUAAAGAAGAAGAUGAAGAAGAUCUGGAGAAAGAAGAGGAGGACAAAGGAGCGAAAGAGUACACAGAAUCAUUAACUAAUCAAUAGCACUAUAGAAACAAUUUCAACAAAUUUUAGUAAUAAUUAAUGUAUAUGUAUACGUGUUUUAUUGAUUCCAACAACACAAAAUAUGUAAUUACGUUGGACUUAUGUUUUGUUUGUCCUUCUCUUGUUUGCCUUCUGUUUUGAUCCAAUAUGCAUUUUUAAACUUUCAAACGUUUUAAAAAUAAAGACUGUGAUUGCAGCUCCAA